Messenger RNA from Thunnus maccoyii (southern bluefin tuna), 1584 nucleotides. RefSeq names its product sphingosine-1-phosphate phosphatase 2 (gene sgpp2). Gene Ontology annotation, biological process: phospholipid dephosphorylation; sphingosine metabolic process. Gene Ontology annotation, cellular component: endoplasmic reticulum membrane. NCBI's taxonomy places the organism in Eukaryota, Metazoa, Chordata, Actinopteri, Scombriformes, Scombridae. The transcript is spliced from 5 exons. The coding region runs from base 183 to 1385 and encodes 400 amino acids. Gene Ontology annotation, molecular function: sphingosine-1-phosphate phosphatase activity. The record is from RefSeq and is a predicted model, not a curated record.
AAGACUAUCGGUCUGGCCCCUUCUAGCCCCGCCCCCUCGCCUACACCUGUGACACACAGCAGCCGCACCUGCUCUGCACCCUUCCCUUGUGAUGCGCCCCGCCUGGGCGAAUAUCACCUUACAUUACCUAUCCUGCUUACGAAAAUCCACAUCAAGCUGCACUGCUGCCUCAUUCACCUGACAUGCUGGAGCUGUUGGCUUACCUCCAUGGCCCGGAGCUUGUGGCCGGGUUCCAGAGACGAUGCGGACUCUUCCUUGUCGAAGCCGCGCAUCACAGCCAAGGGAUGACGCGCGCUCCGGCAACCCCGGACCAUACUGACAAACCAUGUGGACAGCUGAAGACGAGAUGGGACCACCAGGACAACAAUUCAAACUAUAAAUACAAGGGAAAUGGAUGUACCGCUGGUGGCUGCACCAGGCCUCAGUAUGAAGUCAGGAACUGGCUGCUGCACUUCCUCUUCCUGUUCUCGGCCAGCCUGGGGCAUGAAGUCUUCUACAUCACCUGUCUGCCCUGCAUACACUGGAACCUGGACCCCUUCCUCUGCCGUCGCCUUGUCAACAUGUGGACUUUGGUGAUGUACAUCGGCCAGGUAAUGAAGGAUGUGCUAAAGCUGCCUCGCCCUUGCUCACCCCCUGUGGUCAAGCUUGAGACACGUGUCGAUGCUGAAUACGGGCUGCCCUCCACCCACGCCAUGGCUGCCACCGCCAUCUUCUUCACACUUUUACUAAGCGCCCCCUCCAGGAUACAGUUCCAGUUCGAGGUGGGUCUGCUGCUGGCUGUGACGCUGUCGUCGUUGGUGUGUCUGAGCCGCCUUUACACUGGCAUGCAUUCAGUUUUGGAUGUGAUCUGCGGCGCUUUGAUCUCAGCCGUCCUUAUGUUUCUCACAUACCCCUACUGGGAAACUUUCGACCAUUUCCAGCUCACCAGCCGCAUCUCCCCCAUCGUGGCGUUGGUACUGCCCCUCUUCCUCAGCUACACGUAUCCAGAGCUGGACCAUUACAGCACCACCCGGGCAGACACCACCACUAUCCUAGGUGUAGGGGCCGGGUGCUCUAUUGGAUACUGGGUAAACGAGCAGCUGGGACAGACAUUUGAGCCCCAAGGGGUGUUGCCUGUACCUCUACCCACACUGACCUUAAAUGUACUGGCAUCAGGCGCCACCCGCUUCCUUUUGGGAGUCUUAGUAUUGGUGGGAACUCGGCAGGUGGUGAAAACAGUGAGUCUGCAGGUGUUGUAUUCUUGGUACAAAGUGCCAAAUAAUGACCAGAGUGCCAGGAGGAGGAAAGAGAUUGAAGUGCCGUACAAGUUUGCCACAUAUAUAGCUGUUGGACUUGUUAACUCUAUACUGGUCAAUAGGGUCUUCAUUUUACUGGGGCUACUAUGACCUAUUAACACAAGACUGAUGUAUGGUAAUCUGAAUUUGCAAUGACAAAAAUGUACCUCAUAUUUAUUUCAAAUGAUCUUUUAUACACGUGUCAUUGCUUUUAUACAAGGAGCUCCCGCUGGGAAUGAUUCACAGGAGGGUACUUGUGACUGACCUGUAAGCAAAGUAUUCAUGUAGCAAUAAAGAUUUUAUGACUCAA